AAAACACUCUACAGGAAAAGAAUGUGGCAUUACCCUUCCUUGGAACUCACAAUCCAUUAACCACCAGAAAAUUAAUUUAAGCAAUAAGCCCUAUAUGUGUGAAGAAUGUGGUAAGGCCUUUCGAUUUCCAUCACUUCUCUAUGUGCACCAGAAAAGUCAUACAGGAGAAAAACCCUUCAAAUGUGAAGUAUGUGACAAGGCCUUCUAUAUCCCAUCACAACUAUCUGUACACAUGAGGAUUCACACAGGAGAGAAACCUUACAAGUGUGCACUAUGUGACAAGGCCUUCUAUCGUCGAUCAGGACUUUCUGUACACAAGAAAGUUCAUACAGGAGAAAAACCCUACAAGUGUGAACUAUGUGACAAGGCCUUCUAUAUACCAUCACAACUAUCUAUACACAUGAGGAUUCAUACAGGGGAGAAACCUUACAAGUGUGAUGUAUGUGAUAAGGCCUUCAAUCGUAUAUCAGCACUUUAUGUACACAAGAAAAUUCAUACAGGAGAGAAACCCUACAAAUGUGAAGUAUGUGACAAGACCUUCAAUAUUCCAUCACGACUGUCUGUACACAUGAGGAUUCAUACAGGAGAGAAACCUUACAAGUGUGAACUAUGUGACAAGGCCUUUGUUCAUCCUUCAGGACUUUACGUACACAAGAAUAUUCAUACAGGAGAGAAACCCUACAAGUGUGAAGUAUGUGGUAAGGCCUUCCCUUUUCCAUCAUUUCUUUCUGUACACAAGAGAAGUCAUACAGGAGAGAAACCCUUCAAGUGUGAAGAAUGUGACAAGGCCUUCUGUGUUGCAUCACAGCUUUCUGUACACAUUAGGAUUCAUACAGGAGAGAAACCUUACAAGUGUGAAGUAUGUGGCAAGGCCUUCCAUGCUGCAUCAUUACUUAAAGUACAUGAGAGAAUUCAUACAGGACAGAGACCCUACAAGUGUGACCUAUGUGACAAGGCCUUCUAUAUUCCAUCACAGCUAUCUGUACACAUGAGGAUUCAUACAGGAGAGAAACCUUACAAGUGUGAAGUAUGUGGCAAGGCCUUCCCUGUUUCAUCACGACUUUCCAUACACAAGAGAAUCCAUACAGGAGAGAAACCUUUCAGUUGUGAAGUUUGUGGCAAAGCCUUCCAUUAUCCAUCAUUACUUUAUAAACACAAAGAAAUUCAUACAGGAAUGUAAACCUACAAGUAUUAAGUAUGUGGUAAGGCCUACAACUGUCCAUUAGGACGUUCCAAACAAAGAAAAUUCAUAUAGGAGAGAAACCUUACAAGUGAAGUAUGUGGUAAGACCCUCAAUCAUCCUCUAGGACUAUCUGUACUCAAGAGCAUUCAUACAGGAGAGGAACCCUACAAGUGUAAAGUAUGUGGCAAAUUUUUCCAUUUUUCCUUACUACUUUCAAUACUUUCAUGCAGGAGAGAAACCCUAGAAAUGUGAAAUACGUUGCAAGGUCUUUAAAACUUCCCAGAUUCUUUCAGCUCACUAGAUAAUCCAUUGUGGAAAGAAACCCCACAAGUGUGAGCAGUGUGGAAAAUCCUUCUAUAUGAAGUCACACCUAUCUCAGCACAGAUGAACUCACACUGGGGAGAAACAUUACAAAUGUGAAGACUGGCAAACUGUACAAGUGUACCAGAAACCUCAAGGAAUACCAAAGAAUUCAUUCUGGGGAGAAACUACAAGUAUAAAGAAUGUGGCAAAGAGUUUAAAACUUAUGCAACAUGUUCUAUAUACCAGACUAGUCACAUGGAGAGAAACAUUACUAGUGUGGAGAAUGGCAAGGCCUAUCUCCAGUCUUCUGGUCUUACAACAGCAAAGAAUUCAUUUGAG
Messenger RNA from Phodopus roborovskii (desert hamster), 1825 nucleotides. RefSeq names its product zinc finger protein 728-like. The transcript has a single exon. Gene Ontology annotation, molecular function: DNA-binding transcription repressor activity, RNA polymerase II-specific. Gene Ontology annotation, biological process: negative regulation of transcription by RNA polymerase II. Lineage: Eukaryota; Metazoa; Chordata; Mammalia; Rodentia; Cricetidae. The record is from RefSeq and is a predicted model, not a curated record. Bases 95 to 1180 code for a protein of 361 amino acids.